Molecule: messenger RNA, 150 nt
Organism: Emiliania huxleyi CCMP1516
Lineage: Eukaryota; Haptophyta; Isochrysidales; Noelaerhabdaceae
Exons: 2
Coding region: 1-150 (49 amino acids)
Source: RefSeq, a predicted model, not a curated record
AUGGACCGGAAGACGGCGAUCGCCCGUGUUGUAGGCUCGAAGCCGGACAAGGAGGCGAGCGAGAUGGUGGCGAGCAAGGCGGCGGUGCGGGCCAAGCUCGACGCGGCGGCCGAGACGGCGGCGAAGCGCGUGCGGGCGGACGAGCUCUAA